UUCUAUUCUAUCUCUCCACCACCAUUUUUCAUUGCGUGCAUGAGCUCCAAUAGCUUCUUACGCUUCACCAGUACAAUAAAUAGCAAUUGGUCGGUUGUAAAACUCGAAACGAGCUAAUCGUGUUUUUUAUGACAUUUCUUGACAAAAGUCUAAUGGUUAUGCGGUGUUUAUCAUUUUUAUUUAAUGUGAAUUGUGUUUGAAAUUUAAUCAUUUGACUACAGUUAUUUACAAACAAACAAUAGUGUGUUUUGAAAUCGAAAUGUUUGACUUUUAUAGUAAAGUUGUUUUAAAUGCUUUGUUAAUUUAUAUAAUUGUUAUAAAAACAGUUACUCCAAAUGUUAUUAACAAAAAACCAGGAGCAUAUAAUAGUUGGAUUUCUGAUCAAGGAUUGUAUGAUUCUAAUGAUGAUAUUACAAUUUUAAAUGUUACUAAUUUUAAAAAUACUAUUUAUGGAAGUAAAAAUGCUUGGAUAGUUGAAUUUUACAAUGCAUAUUGUGGACACUGUCAAAAGUUUGCUCCGAUAUGGAAAGCUGUAGCACGAGGAAUAGUAGGCUGGAAAGACAUAAUUGAAGUAGCAGCUGUAGAUUGUGCCGAUUAUGAUAACAAUGCUUUGUGUAGAGAUCAUAAAGUAAUACAUUAUCCUACAAUAAGAUACUUUCCUCCUUAUUCUAAGCCCGAAAUGGUAGGAGAAAAUGUAGAAAAAGGAGACAGUGAAGAAACCAUGAGGCAUAAAAUAAUUGCACAAUUGCAAAAAGAACAGAUUGAAGAAAAAGGUGUUUCAUGGCCCAAUAUAACACCUUAUAGGAGCUCAGAACCACAUGAUACAUGGAAAGGGGUUCCUGAUACAGUUUUAUAUAAAUUUUAUCUAUUUGAAGAGAGUGAUUCCUUUUUAGGAUCAGAAGUAAUUUUAGAUUUACGUAAUAUAACUAAUAUUCAAAUUCGCCGUAUAAUUUGUAAUGGCCAGUGGCUUUGUAUGAUGCAUAAAAUAACAAAUUUUCCAGCACUAGUGGUUUACAGUCGAGAUGGAAACCACAGUAGAUUAAAAAUAUCUGUGCCAACAAGGCUGGGUGUUGCACAAGUAGUUGAAGAUUAUUUGAAGUCUAAAGGAUUGAUAAUUAAUGCAAAAGAAAUAAAUGAGCCGAUAAUACAUGAAAAAACACAAAUAGUGAGAAGAAAUCAAACAAAUACUUCAUUUAAAUUUAUUGGAGAUGUACUCUAUCAAGCAGAUUUAGAUUUAGCAUUAAAAUAUUCAUUAGAAAGAGAAAUUCCACUGGUGAAAACAAUUGAUGGAUUGAAAAUGAAAGCCUUGAAAGAUUAUUUGAGAGCUUUAGCCUUAUAUUUUCCAAUGAAGCAUGGUAAUCCCGCUUAUCUUCCAUUCAUUCGUGAUGCAAUUGAAAACAAAACGAUGAUUAGUGGAGGCGAUUUUCGAGAAUUAGUUGAAUCAGCUGAAAAAAAAAUGCAUCCAGUUUAUUCCGGAAAAGAACAGUGGAUCAGCUGCAAAGGAAGCAUUUCUAAUCGACGAGGUUAUCCUUGUGGACUUUGGAGUUUAUUCCAUACUCUGACGGUCAAUUAUGCGGCUGCUGAUGAAGAAGAUACUCCAGUUGAUACUCCAGAAAGAAUUUUAGCAGUAAUGUAUGGAUAUAUAAAGAAUUUUUUUGGCUGUUCUGAUUGUGCUGAACAUUUUGUUGAGAUGGCAGAGAAGCAGAAAUUAUUUGAAGUUGAAAGUACUGAUGAAGCUGUGCUCUGGCUUUGGAGAGCACACAAUCAAGUUAAUUCACGCCUCUCUGGUGAUAUUACUGAAGAUCCUGAGUUUCCGAAAAUUCAAUAUCCAUCGAAGAAAGAUUGCCCACAGUGUAGAAAUGACGAUGGUACUUGGAAUGAAGUUCAAGUAUUUAAUUAUCUUAAGAAAAAGUAUACAACGAUUCAGUCAGAUACUUCUGUAGCCGAAUUACAUCUUGAUAGAGAUGAAUUUACACGUAGCAGAAAUGUUACAGAUCAACAUAAAGUAGGAUGGGACUUUACAGUUUUUGAUAUAAGUAUUUGUGUAAUUAUUUAUAUUCUUUCAGCAACUAUUCUCGUUCUCGUCUGUAUAAAAUUUGUCGUUAAACGUUCUUCCAAAAAGAAAUUACAAAUACAAAACCUGUUGGGAAAGGUAUAGAUCAUAAUAUAUUUAUAUUAUUGUGA
Molecule: messenger RNA, 2184 nt
Organism: Chelonus insularis
Lineage: Eukaryota; Metazoa; Arthropoda; Insecta; Hymenoptera; Braconidae
Product: sulfhydryl oxidase 2-like
Exons: 3
Coding region: 260-2158 (632 amino acids)
Biological process (GO): protein folding
Cellular component (GO): Golgi membrane
Molecular function (GO): protein disulfide isomerase activity; flavin-dependent sulfhydryl oxidase activity
Source: RefSeq, a predicted model, not a curated record